Molecule: messenger RNA, 5487 nt
Organism: Rattus norvegicus (Norway rat)
Lineage: Eukaryota; Metazoa; Chordata; Mammalia; Rodentia; Muridae
Gene: Rgs10
Product: regulator of G-protein signaling 10
Biological process (GO): regulation of G protein-coupled receptor signaling pathway
Cellular component (GO): nucleus; cytosol
Molecular function (GO): G-protein alpha-subunit binding; GTPase activator activity
Source: RefSeq, a predicted model, not a curated record
UUUUGGUGUGGUUGUUGGUUUGUUUUUCGUUUUUUUUUAAAUGAGGUUUCACAUAGUCUAGGCUGACCUCAAACUCAGCAUGUGGUCAACAAGGACCUUGAGUUUCUGAUCGCCGGCCUCUACCUCUUGAGUGCGAGGAUUAAGAGCACGCACUACACCACCCAGCUUUGUGUCUCUGCGGGUGGAACCCAGGGCUUCCUGCUUGCUAGGCAAGUGCCCUACCUACUUAGUCGCGUUCCUUUCUAGCACAUGGUCCCUUGCAACUGUUAGAUCAUCUAUCAUAGGACGGCUUACAGCUCGGUCAUCUUCUGGGCGAGCAUCUUUAUCUACCACAAAUAGCAACAGGAAGCGGGCAGUGAUACAUGUAAUCGUUGCGCUGAUUAUUCUUUUUAAUUUUUGGCAAAAUGACUGGUUGUCAAACUAUUUACUGGCUCAAGGGACACAAAUACUUCCAAGACUCCCAUACACAAUGCCAAAUAGCAUCUUACCACGUCUGCCUCCUGGAGCAACUGAUUAACUGUAAGGGCUUGGUCUCCCCUUACAUCCUGUGAGAGUUGCUAUUAGUAAUUAUACCUUGGGUGCAUCGCACCAUUACUACUGUGUCAACUUCUUUAAUUUAAAAAAAAAAUCCAGACCUGAGGUCUAGCUCAGUGGUAGAGCGCUUGCAAGGCUCCAGGUUUCAUCCCUAGCUCCACACAUAAGCAAAGCCAACACUCCCCAAAACUUUCCGCCUGUGUGAGGGCUGAGGUUUACUAUUUACGGAAGCAGCUUGCCGUGGGGGUGCGAGUAAUCUAGAUUCCAGUGAUUUCUUUGUGCGCCUACAUGUGCUAGGCACCGGGCCAGGUGCUUUUUGUGUUUAUUACUGCUGGAACCACACCUUCAGAACGUAGGUGUUCUGUCCCCGUGAGGCUGUGAUAUGUGAGGACAGAGUGCUGGUCAGUUGGCAUGGUCAAGACUGGUACCAAGUGGCUCGACUUGGAGUGUAGCAUUGAUCCAUUGUGUACUCAACCCCUCCUCAAAGGAUUUUACAUACAUGCUCACGUGUAAACGCAUAUAUUACAUAUUGCAUAUGAUUAUGUAUGUAUGCCAUAUAUAUAUUCACAGCUUACCAGUUCUCUCUCUCUCUCUCUCUGUCUGUCUUUUUUUGAGACUGAGUUUCAUGUAGCAUAGGCUAGCUUUAAAUUCGCUAUGUAGUCAAGGGUGGUCUUAAAUUUCUGAUUCCCCUGACUGCUACUCCUGAGCGCUGGUGUUACAAGUGUGCACCAUCCCUGCUCAUUACGCACCCCUGUUCUGUUUAGUGCCGGAGAUCAAACCCACAGCUUGGUGCUUGCCUAGCAACUGAGCUAUAUUACCAGCCAGACUUCAGCAAAGUCUUACUACCUUUAUUUAGAUAUUUUUACCUUACUUUGUGCAUAUGAAUGCUUUCCUUGCACAAAUGUAUGUUUGCCACACGAUUGUUAGAUCCUCUGGAACAGGGGCUACAGGUGGUUGUGGUUGUGACUAACGACACAGCUCCUGAGAAGUGAAUCCAGGUCCUUUGCAAGUGCAACGAGUGUUCUAAUCCCUGACACCCCUUUGCAGUCCCACACUGUCUAAGUGUAUAAGAGCAUACAUAUCGGUCUGGACAUAGUGGCGCAGGACUUUAAUCCCAGCACUAGGAAGGCAGAGGCAGGCAGAUCUCUGUAAAUUUCAAGGCUAGCCUGGUCUAUGUAGUGAGUUCUUAAGACAGCCAGGCAUGGCUGCACAGAGAGAUCCUAUUUCAACAAACAAAACAAAACCGGAGUGCACAUGCCAUAGUGUGAAUGUGGAAGUCAAAGGACAAUUUGCAGGGGAGUUAGUUCUUUUUUCCCACCACAUGGGUUCUGGUAGCCACUGAGCUAUCUCGCCCAUCCUCAUCAGUUUUUAAAUUCCUGGUAGACUAAGCCAGCUGAUCUACAAAACUCAUUUCUCUGAAACCCCAACCUCCCGGAAGAACUCCAGGGCCACUGCUUCUUGUCUGCUGUGAUAGGUGAUCCUGGAUCUAAAUGUGAAGCCAGCAGUAGGGGGGAAUGGGGCCUAACCUAUUUACCAUCAUUUCUUCUGAAGGUUUAAAUGAAAGAAGCAGAAGAGGGAGUGACUUGGAGGACUGAUUCCUUGGAGGCUGUGUCUUUACUUGGGACAGACACUGUGCCCAGAACAUAGCUGUGUGAAAAGGUGACCCUCUCUGACAGCUUGAGGCGGUUUCCUCCCUGCCCCCACUUGUUUUAUUUUGUUUUGAGACAGGGUCUCACGGUGUAGCCCUGGCUAUUCUAGAACUCUCUCUGUAGAUCACUCUGGCCUCAAACUCACCAGAGCUCCACCAGCCUCUGCCUCUACCUCAAAUGCUGGGAUCAAAGGUGUCUCUCACCGUAGGCCUUUUAUUCUGGGUCUUCUGCACUCUAUACAUGAAUAUUGGCUCUUGGAUCUUUGGACACCAUGCAUAAGAGUGUUUUGUCUGCAUGUAUGUAUGUGUACUGUAUGUGUAUCUGGUGCUUGUAGAAGUCAGAGGAGGAUGUCAGAUCCCCUGGUACUGGAGUUAUAGAUGGCUGUGAGAUGACAUGUGGGUGCUAGGACUUGAACCCUGGUCCUCUGUGAGAACAAGUGCUCUUAAUCACUGAACCAUCUCUCCAGCCCCGGGCACCAAUUUCAUGAGUCAAACAAAAAGGAAAAUUAAACUGUUUCCUUGCUCUUAACCCUGGCCUUUUGACAAGCUCACAGGGCAGAAAAAGGGAUCUAAAGCUGUUAACCUUCCCCAUUGUUUUCCAUUGUCUAAGAGGCUUAGAGCUCUUAGCUCAAUGUGGCCUCAGAGUAUAUCAUAGGCUACACCAGUCUUGCUGAGGGCAUGUGGGGAGGACCUGACUGCUAGUGCUGGCUUUGGCUGCCUGUGUCUAACUUCUACCCCAUUGUGCUAGUCUCCUCCUUUCCUGUGUUAGCUUCAGUGUAUUUGUGAUCAGCCUUGGGGGGAUGCUUUCAACGGAGGUGGGCAGAGAAAAUUCUGUUACUGUUCUCAGAAUACAGUGAUCUCAUUGGGAUGGUUCGACCCUCCCUUCUCUCUCUCCUUCCUCCCUUCAUUUCCUUCCCUCCUUCCCUCCCUCCACCCCUCCCUCCCUUUCUCCAUCCCUUCUUUCCGACUCCUUCCUUCUGAUUCUCUCUGUAAUCCUGGCUGCCCUAGACAUUGCUAUGUAUAUCAGGAUGUCCUCUAACUCAAAGAAUCUUCCUGCUUCUGCCUCCGGAGUGCUAGGGUUGCUGGGAUUAAAGGAGUGCACCAUUACACUCCUGCCGGUUUAGGCUCAGUUUUUCCAGAGCCUAUGACCCAAGAGCUAUUUCAAUGGCCAGGAAGCUUGUCCCGGGAGUGGGCCAAUAGCAGCUGGAAACAUUCAGAAAGCCCCGCUUGGAAGCCAGGCUCUCUGAUGGUGCUCACCUGCAAGCCGCUGCUGAAGACCUCUGCAGACUUCAGGGGACGGAAUAUCCUCUUUGGAAAGCACAAAUGGCCUUGUUUGGAAAUGAUGGAGUGGGGAAGAGUAGGGAGAGAUAUGGAGAAUAACCACAGAGGGCCAGAGCUGAGGUGGCGUUGGGACUGCAGGGUGGACAAAAAGGGAGGAAAAUAGAGCAAAAAUGGGAAGCUCAGAAUAGAAGAUAUAAAGGAAAGUGCCAACUAGUGAAAAUCCUGCGAAAGAACGCGCGCGGGGGGUUGGGGGGGCGACUGGGGAAUGGUUUAGAAAAAUAGCAAUUAGCACAGCUAAAAAUAAAGACCAAUUUCGAGACAAAGCCAGACCCACAAGGAGAAAAAUAAAACUCGCCAGAAAGACAAUUCCUUGCAAACCAAAUGCUCAAGAAAAUGGGGCUAACGACACCCCCCUCUUGGGCUGUUUGGUAAAAAGAAAUGGGAAACUAGAUGAGCGUGGAGCGCGGCGCUGAGCAGGUGACAGGCACCAGGAGAGGAGCGUUGAGCCGGCGCUGGAAUCCAUAGGAUUCCGGUAGUUGAGCGCAAAGGUCCUCCUGAGACUGCACCCGAGUGUCGUCCAAGUUAAAAUAUGUGCCGGCGCGCUCCGAUCCACUCUGGAACCGCAGAGGCUCCGGCAGCGUUCUCCCAGGUCUGUCCCGGAGCCUGGAAGCCCCGGCACAGGCGUGGCGUGGGCCAGAGUGGGCGCCCACUCGCGGCGGCUUGGCUUGGGACUCUGGUGACGCCUCCCGGGUAUUCGCGGCGUGAGCAGGCCGCGCGCCCACGGAAUCGGGUAGACCUGGGGGCGAUCAGGGAGGUGACUUGGGCCUGGCAGGGACACUGAACACUGUACGUCUCCCGGCUGGGAGGGGAGGGACCGGGAUGUGCGGGGGAGCUGAGGGUCACCCGGGGCCAACGCUCCCUGCCCUGCGCCGGUAACUGGGGGCUGGACCCAGUGCCCACGGGCGCGGGUGGGCAGGGAGAGGGGAGCGCGGCGGGGAGGAGGCGGCGGGCGGGGCCUGGAGGGGCGGCGUCGCGCGGACUCCUCCUCCUCCUUGCCCUCUUUGGGCUCAGCCGCCGCGCGGCCCGGCUGCUCUGUCCUCUGGACGCCCGCGGCGAUGUUCACCCGCGCCGUGAGCCGACUGAGCAGGAAGCGGCCGCCGUCUGAUAUCCACGAUGGCGAUGGGAGCUCAAGCAGCGGCCACCAGAGCCUCAAGAGCACAGCCAAGUGGGCGUCCUCCCUGGAGAAUCUUCUGGAAGAUCCAGAGGGCGUGAAGAGAUUCAGGGAAUUUCUGAAAAAGGAAUUCAGUGAGGAAAACGUCUUGUUUUGGCUAGCGUGUGAAGAUUUCAAGAAAACGGAGGACAAGAAGCAGAUGCAGGAAAAGGCCAAGAAGAUCUACAUGACCUUCCUGUCCAAUAAGGCCUCUUCACAAGUCAAUGUGGAGGGGCAGUCUCGGCUCACUGAAAAGAUUCUGGAAGAACCACACCCUCUGAUGUUCCAAAAGCUCCAGGACCAGGAGACUAGGAAUCUGAAAUCGGCCGUGGGCAGAGUCGGGGGUUCCGAUGAAGGGCUGAGAAGAGGAGCUUGCCGUAGUUCUGGCUUCUGAUCUUCAAUCUCAUGAAGUAUGACAGCUACAGCCGCUUCUUGAAGUCUGACUUGUUUCUGAAGCACCGGCGGACUGAGGAAGAGGAAGAGGAUCCUCCGGACGCUCAAACUGCAGCUAAGCGAGCUUCCAGAAUCUACAACACAUAAGCUGAGCCCUUCACCCCCAUGGAGCAGAGGGAUGGACUCUCAGACUGUGUGCAGGAUGUCAUUGCUUUGUUGUGUUUGAGGACUGGAGUGUGCAAGACCUUCCCUCAGAAUAUGUGUAUUUUAUUAACUGUUUGACCAGUAACUUCUGCAUGAUGGCUAAUCCUCCAUUAAAAACAAAAGUAGAUUUAAAGUUUCAGUUCACAAAACACAUGAGAGUCCUCCAGCGCUGGACACUCAGAGCCUUUUAAUCUUGAUUAAAGUUCUCGUGAAGCUA